AACCAACAACUCUCAAUUUCAAGGUAAAGGCACCGUCCAUUUCACAGUGUUGUUGAUGCAAUUGUUCGCAAUAACAAGCACUCAUCAGAUAAAAAGCAGCCUCCUCCAGCGAUACAGCCACCUCCGGUGGCAUAUCCUACUCCGGCCACCCUUCAGAUCAACUUUUCAUCGGUUCAAAUCCGGGUCCGAUUCACCCGGUUCAGUUUUACUUUCAGACCGGGUUCAAUCAUUUCACAAAAUAUCCGUUAAAAUGUGAACGUUUGAAUUGAAAGAGUCAAAUACUUAUCGGUUUCCUUGAUUUCCUCCGAGCUUUUAUACUUAGACUUUUUUUUUUUUGGGUCAAUAUAUAUAGAGAUAGAGAGAGAUCUGUCACAUUGUUUUGUUAUUAAGAAAGAAAACCCACCUACCUAAAAUUAAUUAAUAAUAUAAUAGGGGGAAUGGCGGCGGCGACGUGUUCUGCCGAUGCACUGGCAACCAUGUUUGGAGGCAACACAACAAACGCGAUGGGGGCGGCAUCUUUGAUAUGUGAUCAGCUGAACAGCGUGGCAACGAGGUUCACCGACACCACCUAUGCCGUGGAUUCCACAUACCUGCUGUUUUCAGCGUACCUUGUGUUUUCUAUGCAGCUUGGGUUCGCCAUGCUUUGUGCAGGCUCUGUUCGGGCCAAGAACACCAUGAACAUCAUGCUUACCAACGUCCUCGACGCCGCUGCCGGCGGCUUGUUCUAUUACCUCUUUGGCUUCGCUUUCGCCUUCGGCACCCCCUCCAACGGCUUCAUUGGCAAACACAACUUCGCCUUGAAAGACAUCCCUUCCUCUGAUUUCGAUUACAGCUACUUCCUCUACCAGUGGGCCUUUGCCAUCGCCGCUGCCGGCAUCACCUCCGGAUCCAUCGCCGAAAGGACCCAGUUCGUCGCCUACUUGAUUUAUUCCGCUUUCUUGACCGGCUUUGUGUACCCGGUCGUUUCCCACUGGUUCUGGUCUGUUGACGGCUGGGCCAGCGCCUCAAACUUGGAUGACCUGUUCCUGGGAUCUGGUGUGAUCGAUUUUGCGGGAUCUGGUGUGGUUCAUAUGGUUGGUGGCAUUGCUGGCUUGUACGGUGCUCUGAUUGAGGGCCCCAGGAUUGGUCGGUUUGACCACACGGGUCGCUCCGUGGCCUUACGAGGCCAUAGCGCCUCUCUGGUGGUGCUUGGUACCUUUUUGCUAUGGUUUGGAUGGUACGGCUUCAACCCCGGUUCUUUUACCAAAAUCUUGAGCCCUUACGAGUCUGGCAACUACUACGGGCAAUGGAGCGCCGUAGGUAGGACCGCGGUGACCACCACUUUGGCCGGGUGCACUGCUGCCCUGACUACCUUGUUUGGUAAACGGAUGAUAUCAGGACAUUGGAAUGUAACAGAUGUAUGCAACGGCCUGCUGGGGGGAUUUGCUGCCAUCACCGCUGGGUGUUCCGUGGUGGAUCCGUGGGCGGCGAUCAUCUGUGGGUUUGUGGCCGCCUGUGUGUUGACAGGAUGUAACAUGUUGGCUGAAAAGUUCAAAUAUGACGAUCCUUUAGAAGCUGCCCAGUUACAUGGUGGGUGCGGGGCAUGGGGGAUUAUAUUCACGGCCUUGUUUGCUAGAAAGAAGUACGUAAACGAGGUCUAUCCUGGGAAACCAGACCGUCCGUACGGGCUGUUUAUGGGAGGUGGGGGUAAACUGCUGGCGGCACAUGUGAUACAGAUUCUGGUCAUAUUUGGGUUCGUGAGUGCCACAAUGGGUCCCCUGUUUCUGAUCCUACGCAAGCUGAAGCUGCUGAGGAUAUCGGCGGAAGAUGAGACAGCGGGUAUGGAUAUGACAAGACACGGUGGAUUCGCAUACGUGUAUCACGACGAAGGAUCGGACGAUCCCAAAUUAGUUGGAGGUGGCCUCCCUAUGAGGAAGAUUGAACCAGCUUCAUCUGCAACAUUACCAUAAUAAUCGGCUUCAAUUCAUGCUUGUUAUAGUUCUUUAUAAGUUUUUGUUUCUAUUAAACGUACUUUUGUUAUUUGCUUCA
This is a messenger RNA of Erigeron canadensis, 2028 nucleotides long. RefSeq names its product ammonium transporter 1 member 1-like. Gene Ontology annotation, molecular function: ammonium channel activity. NCBI's taxonomy places the organism in Eukaryota, Viridiplantae, Streptophyta, Magnoliopsida, Asterales, Asteraceae. The transcript has a single exon. The coding region runs from base 438 to 1949 and encodes 503 amino acids. Gene Ontology annotation, cellular component: membrane. The record is from RefSeq and is a predicted model, not a curated record. Gene Ontology annotation, biological process: ammonium homeostasis; ammonium transmembrane transport.